Eimeria acervulina is the source of this 1383-nucleotide messenger RNA. RefSeq lists its product as hypothetical. Bases 1 to 1383 code for a protein of 460 amino acids. Gene Ontology annotation, cellular component: preribosome, large subunit precursor. NCBI's taxonomy places the organism in Eukaryota, Apicomplexa, Conoidasida, Eucoccidiorida, Eimeriidae. The transcript is spliced from 7 exons. The record is from RefSeq and is a predicted model, not a curated record. Gene Ontology annotation, biological process: ribosomal large subunit biogenesis.
AUGCUGCGCGACAAGCAGUCAACAGAACCAACAACUCCCCCUGUGUGUGUAUGUAUGUACAACAUGCGCCGCCGAAGCCAGCAGCUUCCUGUAGUGACUAUUUCUGAGUUCGAGCGAAAGAUUGCGCUACUACGGUUGGCUCGGCAGUAUGCAGAAGGGGAAGGUCCGGUGGGGGGCUUCCAGCCACUGACGUCAGAACGCGAGGGGCCCCAAGGCACCUCUGCUCUGAGUGGCGCCGCUGCAGAGUUUCAUGCAGCUGUCCGCUGCAAUAAAAAGGGUAGGGAUCAUCUCAAGAAGCAGCAUCCGCAACAGGAGCAACAGCCAGACGAUGAGGAUACGGAGACAGCAGCAACAGCAGACGAGAGGACAGCAGCAGCCAAAGCUGAAGCUGCUGCUUGGAGGGCUGCACUGCAGCAUCACCCUGAGAGAUGCAACUUAUUCAAGAAGAUGCCUGCCUUUGCUUCAGUAGCAGAGAACUUGAAGUACAUGAACAAGGCAUACGGAUUCUUUAUCCCAGAUGAGGAGUAUUGCGUGAACCCUGCUGGUCUGUUGCGAUGUCUGUGGCGGGAGCAGCAGCAAGAGCCGCGUUGUCUCUUUUGCUACAAACGAUUUAGGGGGAUUCGCGCUGCAUUGCAACACAUGCAGCAGCAGCGGCACUUUCAGCUCAAAUGGAACGAAGAGCAGCAGGACUUGCUGCAUCGUUUUUAUGACUACAAGAAGUCUUACUAUGAGCUUCUGGAGCGGCUGAAUCGUCCCAAAGCCCCGGAGCUGCAGGCACCCAAGGUCUGUAGCGACACGCGCCAUGAAGACGAGACGCCAGCCGAAGCAACAACAGAUACAGAGGCAGCUAAAAUGACAGGGGAUGAAGAAAGUGCGUGGGAGGACUGCAGCAGCGACGACGGAGACGAAACAACGGCACCAUCAGAGCAGCAGGAGCUGGAGGCAAUCCUAAAGGCCAGAGGGUGGCGUCAUGCUCAUGUGACAGACGAAGGGCACCUGCAGCUGCCCAGUGGCCAGGAGGUUCUGCAUCGGUCACAUGCCAUCUUCUGCCGGCAGCGCCUCCGCCGUGUGGAGCCACAGUUGGCUGAGCAGUGUGUCUUGCAGGACAUGGCAGGGGUCCCACCUCAGCAUGCCUUGGUCAACCACAAAUGGUCCUUGGCUCUCUGCAAGCGGCGGAAGCUGCAAAAGCACCUAGGAAUAGUGGGAGGCGAGCUGUCUCUGCAACGGCAGCAACGGCCGUUGCUUUUGCCGCAGCAGCGCCGGCUUAUGUGGCGGCGAGAGGCAGAGCACCAGCGGAAGCAGCAGAACCAGAGGAUGAGACUAGGCAUCAAAGCCAAUAUCCUACAGCGCAAGAUCUUGAGAGAGACGAAGUUCUUCUUGUGA